CCUGUUCGUGUUGCGGCUAAGGGGGAGGGGACCGCGCGUUUGGGAGCCACGAUCCGGGCUCGGGUCUUUCGUUUCUCCGGGAUCUUCCCCGUGCGGUCGGGAUCUUCGGGGAGGCUGCGGCGAGAGCGGGGGCCCGCCGGCUUCCGAGCCCUCCGCGGCGUCGGGCCCUUGUUCCGUCUCCGGGGAUCUAGACUGAGCUGGGCAGGCAGCUCGGGCGAGGGGCGCGGAGGAGCCGGGACCCGGCCUGCGGGCGGGGCGGAACCGCCGCUGCUGCUGCCAGGGAGGCGGGGGGGCCGGGCCGCUCUGGAUGGUGGCGAAAAUGAUCAUAGAAAACUUCGAGGCUCUGAAAUCCUGGCUCAGCAAAACCUUGGAGCCCAUAUGUGAUGCAGAUCCCUCAGCCCUAGCUAAAUACGUUCUUGCCUUGGUAAAGAAGGAUAAAAGUGAGAAAGAGCUGAAGGCAUUAUGUGUUGAUCAGCUGGAUGUAUUUCUUCAGAAGGAGACCCAGAUAUUUGUUGAAAAACUUUUUGAUGCUGUGAAUACGAAGAGCUAUCUACCUCCGCCAGAGCAGCCCUCAUCAGGAAGCCUAAAAGUUGAAUUUUUUCAACACCAAGAAAAAGACAUAAAAAAGGAAGAGAUAAUUAAAGAGGAAGAGCGAGAAAAAAAGUUUUCUAGAAGACUAAAUCACAGCCCUCCUCAGUCAAGCUCUCGGUACCGAGAAACUAGAAGCCGUGAGGAAAGAAAAAAAGAUGAACGUUCUCGCAAGAGAGAUUAUGACCGUAACCCCCCUAGACGGGAUUCAUAUAGAGAUAGGUACAACAGAAGAAGAGGGCGGAGUCGGAGCUACAGCAGGAGUCGAAGCAGAAGUUGGAGUAAGGAACGAUUGCGGGACCGGGAUAGGGACAGGAGCAGGAGCAGAAGUAGAAGCAGAACACGAAGCAGAGAAAGAGAUUUGGGAAAGCCAAAAUAUGAUUUGGAUAGAACAGAUCCAUUAGAAAACAAUUAUACUCCAGUUCCAUCUGUAACAAACAUUUCAUCUGGCCAUUACCCUGUCCCUACGCUGAGUAGCACUAUUACAGUUAUUGCUCCUACUCAUCAUGGUAAUAACACUACUGAAAGUUGGUCAGAGUUCCACGAAGAACAGUUGGACCACAAUUCAUAUGGAAGACCUCCACUGCCAAAGAAACGCUGCAGAGAUUAUGAUGAAAAGGGUUUCUGUAUGAGAGGAGACAUGUGUCCCUUUGAUCAUGGAAGUGACCCAGUAGUUGUAGAAGAUGUGAAUCUUCCUGGCAUCCUGCCUUUUCCAGCACAGCCCCCUGUUGUUGAAGGACCACCUCCACCUGGACUUCCUCCCCCGCCACCAAUUUUAAGUCCUCCACCUGUUAAUCUUAGACCGCCAGUACCACCUCCAGGCCCUUUACCACCUAGUCUUCCACCUGUUACAGGACCACCUCCUCCACUUCCACCUUUACAACCUGCUGGCAUGGAUGCUCCUCCAAACUCAGCAACCAGUUCCGUUCCUACUGUUGUUACAACUGGUAUUCAUCACCAGCCACCUCCUGCUCCACCCUCUCUCUUUGCAACAGAAACAUAUGACACAGAUGCCUAUAAUCCUGAAGCUCCAAGUAUAACGAAUACUUCAAGGCCCAUGUACAGGCACAGAGUGCAUGCCCAAAGGCCUAAUUUGAUAGGACUUACAUCAGGUGAUAUGGAUCUGCCCCCCAGAGAAAAACCUCAGAAUAAAAACAGUAUGAGAAUUGUGGUGGAUUCUGAGUCCAGGAAAAGAUCAAUUGGUGCAGGAGAUGGAGGGAUUCCUACAAAGAAGGCUUGGUUUGACAAGCAAAACUUUAACAGAACAAACAAUCCAGGUUUCCAGAAGAAGGUGCAGUUUGGAAAUGAGAAUACGAAGCUUGAAUUGAGGAAAGUUCCUCCAGAACUUAACAAUAUCAGCAAACUUAAUGAGCACUUCAGCAAAUUUGGAAACUUAGUCAACUUACAGGUUGCCUAUCAUGGUGAUCCAGAAGGUGCCCUUAUCCAGUUUGCCACCCAUGAAGAAGCAAAGAAAGCUAUAUCAAGCACAGAAGCAGUAUUAAAUAAUCGCUUUAUUAAAGUCUAUUGGCAUCGAGAAGGCAGUGCUCCACAAAUGUCAGCUACCAUGCAAAAGGUAAUACAGCCUUUAGUUCAGCAACCCAGUUUACCAGUAGUGAAGCAGUCGGUCAAAGAGCGAUUAGGUCCUGUACCUGCAAGUAAUAUUGAGCCCACAGAGGCUCAGAGUGCCAGUACAGAAAUUGCUCAGAAUGUGACUAAAUUAUCUGUGAAAGAUAGACUGGGUUUUGUGUCAAAACUGCCUGCUCCAGCAACAGAGAAGGUAUUGUCCACGUCUACUGGCUUGACUAAAACUGUAUACAAUCCUGCUGCUUUGAAGGCAGCACAGAAAUCUUUGCCUGUUGUUUCCACUUCCAUUCUAGACUCUAAUGAAGCACAGAAGAAAAAACAGGAAGCACUAAGACUUCAACAAGAUGUGAGAAAGAAAAAACAGGAGAUCUUAGAAAAGCACAUUGAAACACAAAAGAUGCUGAUUUCAAAGUUGGAGAAGAAUAAACCCAUGAUGAAGUCAGAAGACAAAGCAGAAAUAAUGAAAACACUGGAGACUUUGACUAAUAGCAUUACCAAGUUAAAGGAUGAAUUAAAAGGUGUCUCAUCUGGAGGUGCUCCUCUGAAAAGCUUGAAAACUAAGGCUCAGAUGCAGAAAGAAUUACUGGAUACUGAGCUUGAUUUGUAUAAGAAGAUGCAGGCUGGGGAAGAAGUGGCUGAACUAAGAAGAAAGUACACAGAACUGCAGCUUGAAGCUGCCAAACGAGGGAUUCUUUCUUCAGGUCGUGGUAGAGGAAUUAAUGCACGAGGUCGGGGUGCAUCACGUAGCAGAGGCAGAGGAAUACGAGGCCGGGGUCGUGGAAGAGGGGUUCCAGGUCAUGCAGUAGUGGAUCAUCGACCGAGGGCACUGGAGAUCUCUGCAUUCACAGAAAGUGAUAGAGAAGAUCUUCUUCCUCAUUUUGCGCAAUAUGGUGAAAUUGAAGAUUGCCAGAUAGACGACUCUUCUCUCCAUGCAGUGAUUACUUUUAAGACAAGAGCAGAAGCUGAAGCUGCUGCUGUUCACGGAUCUCGAUUCAAAGGACAGGAUUUGAAGUUGGCAUGGAAUAAGCCAGUUAUUAAUAUGUCUGCUGUUGAAACAGAAGAAGCUGAACCAGAUGAAGAGGAAUUUCAGGAAGAAUCCUUGGUGGAUGAUUCAUUGCUUCAAGAUGAUGAUGAAGAGGAAGAGGAUAAUGAAUCUCGUUCAUGGAGAAGAUGAUUCAACUGAUUAGAGAAAGUGCUGGAACUGUACCUACAUUGCAUUAGUAUUACCUAAUGUACUUUUGCUUGUUUGUACUAAAAAGUUUUUUGGUAAAUGUGAUGAAGUUGGAUUUCAGAAAUAGACUAAAAAGCAGCUGAUCAAUCCUGUAUUUUGCCAGAUUCAUGUUUGAGUUUCAGUAAAUGAUUGCUAAAGACAUCUUAUUAGGAACAUAUGCAAUGUUUUUAUUACAUACUUCUCCUGAAAGUUAGAGAAUUCUUUGGAUUCUUUGUAAUUUAAUGAAUUGGUCAAAAAAAAAAAAAAGACCAAGAGUUGUUAUAACAUAGAUAAUUUUUGUUCUAUUCCAGAUAUGGAAUGAAAAUUUGCAUUUAAAAUCUUUGUGAAUGUUUUCAGAAAUGAAUAGAUAACAGUACUAAACUGAAGUCUCUAAAGUUAUGUAUUCAUAAUAUUGCAUAGUAGUAUGCUUAGGCUUUACUAUGUACUAGCCUUUUGUUGGAUUUGUGUACGUAUUUUACGUAUGGGUUUUAAUGAUACAGUGUAUGACUGCUUUGCAUAUAAGUCCUUAUGACUUUAAGAUGUUUAAAAAAAAAAUAAAGAAAUGGAAUGGUCUUAAAAAAAAAAAGAAAAAAAAAAGAAAAAAAGCAAUAACCAAAAAAGCUAAGACAAUGGUCCUUGAAAAUGGAAAAAAAUAAAAAAGGAAAGAAAAAGACCAUUCCAAAUGGUGACCCCCCCACCCCCAUACUCACAAGAGGAGCUAUAAUCACUGUCUUUUUUUUUUUUACAUCAGUGUCAUAUUGAAUAUAUAAAAAACUGAUAACUUGAAAUGUGAAGUCUCAUUUUUAGGUGAUAUACAAUUGUAUUUUAGUAUAUGGUUUUGCUGCAUAAAAGCCUUGGAAACAUAUUUUAAAUUUUAAAACUGAUAACGUAAUUUAAAUCAAAACUGCUUCAAAUAGAAUAACAUUUAAUGAAUAAGAAGAGCAUUUGUAUGCAUAUACUGUGGACCUAUAGAAGAAAACGUGAUCCCAUGAAGAUAUAUGUAUUAAAGAAACGUAACAGAAGAAUAUAUUAAGAAAAGUGAAUGGUAGGUAUUAUAGUCUUAAGAACUGUGAGCCUAUAUAUUAAUAUAUCUCCUUUGUCCUUGCAAAGAUUUUUUUUCCAUUUUAAAACUACAUUUGGCAAAAUGAUCAGUCCAUACUAUGGUCUGUUCAUUUAGUUCAUGUAUAAAUGUGGGAAAUUCUAAUCGAACUGUGAGCUUGCAGAAAUACUAAAUAUGCACUUUUUCACAGGAAACAAUGUUCUGCAUUGGUUUCCUAGGUGGUUCUCUUGUUAGCAGGGAAAAGACCGUAAGACUUAGCCCUGUAGAAAUAUGGAAACUCCUAUGCCCAAAAGGAAGUGUUUCAUAUCCCUUGAAGUAGCAUUCUGUCUCCUCCUCAGGUCUUUUGUAGGCAUAUCAGCUGUUGGAGCCUGGUGUAUCCCCCAACCCACAAAUAAAUGUAAUAUAAAUCCAAUACACCUCUCAUCAGACAGGUGCAGAAGUGGUAGUUGGAUCUCGUAAUAUUUUUCACUGUGCACUCUUCAUUUAUUUGGGAGCAAAUUACCGCCACCCCUUAAGUCUUUGCUUGGAACAUCGUUACUCUGCUGGCAGGCUUUUUAUUCGUAAGAUAAGAGAUGAAGGGAAAUGGAAGUAGUAUCAUCCCUGAGGUUAUAGUGUCCCUCAGCUUUCUAAAUCUGUGGUAUGAGGUUUUUUUCGUGUUAGUUCUGUAGACCUGAAUCCCAGUUCUUUUUCAGUGUGUGUAUGUAUGUGUGCGCACACCUUGUUGCAAAAAUGUGCUCUGUUUUUGUAUAGAGAUUAGUUUUAUAUUGAAAUUUCACAAUUGUCUGCUUGUAUGGUAACUUCUAAUGUUUAUCAUAGGGACUUGAACUGUUUAUUAGGGAAAUUGACUUUUUUACACUGAAUUUCAGGCAAAAUAAAUUAAUUUUAGAUCGUAUUUCUCCAGUGUUCUAAAUGAGCUAUUCUGGUUCAUUGAAUAAAUACAAACUUUUCAACUUUUAUUUUUUAAUUAUUUAGUACUUCUGAAGAGUGCCAGACUGAAAUGUUGGAGACUGAAGUUUUGUGUUUUUCCACAUAUCAGGUACUGCAGAUGAGGACUGUGCAUGCUCCCUAGACUGAGUAGUUUGUUCUGUGAUGAUGUAAUCUUCCUCUUCACUGACUUUCAGAUUAAGUGAAAGUUAGUGACACUUGUUAGGGUGUAGGUUUUUAUAUGGGUCCAUGUCCAAAGAAGCUGAAACUAGGUCACUUCACCUAGAUAUCAGAUGGUCACAACUUUUGGUGGUUGCUCAGUUGGACUGACUUCAAACUAGUGACACAGCUGUGUGAGAUUCCAUUUCCUAUUGAUCCCUGUGGUCAUCCUAUGAAAAAUUUAGGAUUAUGUGCCUCCAAAAUUAGGGUGAAAAUCAAAAAAUUGUUGCUGUAGUAUAUUUUGUACUCUGUCUGUCUUGUCGUAUCUCUUCCAGUUACUGAAAGAUACCAGAGUCACAAUGCUUCAGCUCACUUUCUCACACAUUAAAGAAAGAAGCACAGCCAUUUCAUCCUGCAACCAGUGUGCCACUGUUUGUGUUUAGUGCCCAGAGACCCCCCCAGUUAUAAUAGUAAUGAUUGAGUUCUGUACAGCAUAAAAGAAUAUAGACCCUUCCACAAUCUAAACUAGUUUCCCAUUUAUUUCUAAAUCGUUUUCACGCUGUCCUUUUUGCUUUUUGACACCUUAUGGUUUGCUCCAACUGAUAUGUCGUGUAUGUCUGCCAUCCUCCUGGUUCCUUCCUGUUGCCUAGAACCAGUGUCCUCUUUGUCCUUUCACACCGUCUGACUACUGUUGAAAGAGUCAUCACUUGAAGUCUCUCUCUUGGUGGAGCAUCCUUCUGUUUUUAUCUAACAAGCCAUACAUCUCACAACUUUCAUUCCCCUAUGAGUUGAUCCUCCUGAAUGUGAUUCUGCUCAUGUAUGCACGUGUGCUUAGCUAAAUUGCUCUGUUUUGUAUCCAACAGUUCUGCAAAUGAAUUUUGCUAAUCUGAAACACCGAGAAAGGUUACCUUGUUUUUUCCAGAAAACUUUUCCCAACUUCUAAGGAAAAAGGUAAAUUUUUCUUUCUUUAAGGUGCUCUUUUGUUAGAUGUUCAAUGACGAAGGACUUAAGACAGAAAAAUACAAAGCUAUAACUCACUGAAAACGUUGAUUUAAAAGAAAAUACCCCACAACUUCAAUAGGUUUCCUAACAGGAAGAGAAAGUCCAAGAAAUUGUAACUUGUCUUUGUCUCACAAACCAUGUACAAAAGACCUCCGGUGAGAGUUUUUUAAAUAGCUCUUAAAGCCAGGGUUAUAAAAAUUGAGUCACAGAAGGGGAGUAAAAUUAACAAGUGAAAACUUGGUUUAAAGCAUCAGGGAGAAAACAUUGUUGAUGUUGAAGAAUGACCUUUUGAAAUCUUUUCAGUAUUUAAACGUUUUAAUGUUUAAUGAACAUAUUUAUCCUCUAAGAUCUUGUAUGUACGGCAUGAGCAACAUCAGAGGAAGCCUCCUUGUACAGACCUGCUAAUAUAUCUUAACCUUGUUGUGAAGGACCCACUCCUAAAGGUGAAGUGGUAGCUUAAUCUUCAUAGAUUGGCCUUUCGCAUCUUUGCUCUGGUUGCAAACAAUAAUGCUCCUCUACUCAGUUGUGUUGUUGGUUUUGUAACAUGGAUAUUUGUCCACGAGGCAAAGCACAUCGAAAAGCCAUCAGAUACAAAGAAUUUUCAUUCUCCACUGAUAUGGCCCUGAUGUGAAUCAAUGACCUGGAAGUGAAAAGUCACACAGUUUAUUACCAGUUCCCUGACCCUUUUAAUCCCACUAAGGAUCUAAUAAAAAUUAUUCCAAAACCUCUUGUUAAUUUGCUUUUUGUUUUCUUUAUAGUUAGCUCACUUGAUAUCAUUGACUGGGAUUUUCGGAUUUUCUCCUGCUUCGGCCACAAAGUGAUCACAGGAACUGGCAUAAGUUUCCAUCAGUUCACCUCAUUUGCUGUAUUACUGAAUCGUCCAGGUGCAUUGGUUUUUUUUUUUUUUUUCCACCUUCCACCAUCAGCUACUGGCCACUGGAGAAGGCAGCAUAUUAGAUGUAACCCAGUACAGCGGAUCCUAUGUUACUCUUGUUAACCAGUUAAAUUACUGUGGGUAAAACAAAUGGAAUAAAUAGCACAGGAAUUUGAAGUUUCUUCAGAAAAUACAGGAGUUAAUUUAGAGAUCAUUACCCUAAUUUUGGUUCUAUUUAGCCUUCUGUUUCUUGAGUUGGAAUUAUGUUGAUUUUUACAGCAAGUGUGUUGCUGCUGUAGCAUCCCUAUUAUCAUCUUCACAUGCAGCUAUUUUAUUAAGACAAAGAAAAAAGAUUUCUUUUUGUAGUUCUUCAGAAGAAAUUUCAAGAUCAAUAUGGUGUACUAGCUUUUCUUUGAAAAAUCAAACUGAUUAUCUGAUUCUUUGUGGAAAUUAGCUCUUUAAGCAUUGUGAACCCCUGGUAUGGCUUAUGCAUGUAUCUUCAUAGGAUUUUUAAUAUGCUCAGCAGGAUUGCUGCCUGGAUACUAUGUUUAUUGGUGCUGUAUAAGUAUUAUAGAUCAUUUUUCAGCUUUUAUCCUUAAUGUCUUUUUCUGCAUCCUUCAUUUUAUUUUUAACCACAUUUUGAAUUUGUAUCCACCAAGUAUCAUGGAUUUUGCAUUUAUAAAUUUCACUUUAAUCAUUUAGACCUAAUUGUCAAGCAAACAUUUUGCAAGUCAUUUAUCUUUGUAUAUUUUUCCCAAUAGAUAAUUGCUUUGAAAUUCAUGCUGUCUGAGCUUUUAGCAUUUAUUAGAUAAUCAGAAGUUAUUUGAAUGUUAAUAUUGAAUUUUUUUCUUUUCUUUGUUCAGAUGAGUCAGGAUUUCAUUUUUCCAGUGGGCUUGUACUGCUGAGAGCCUAUUGAUGUCUUUGGAACUGCAUAUUACCUGAUCCUGUAUUACUUUGUUACUGACGUGGUCACAUGUUCCUGACUUCCACCGUACUCCAAUAGAGUAAUUCAGCUUUUUGCCUUUCUCUGACCAGGUUGUGCAAGAUUAGCUGCACAGGUGUAUGAAUAGUAUAUUACCCUUUCCUAUCAGCAGAUGGGGAGAGACAAAAUUGAGGAAGUCAUUCUUCAGACAUGAUUUCUCUUUUAAGAAGGAAGUAUCUAUUGCAGCAAUUUCCCUCAUACUUCAGCCUUUUUUGGAACAUAUAUUGGAAAAAUGUUUCUCGUGAAGUCACUAAUAAUAUUUCAUUUAUUCAAUCCAUUUUACAAAGACUAAUCCUCAGACCACCCCUCUGUUGUAGGUUGCUGACUCACAUGUGAAUUUUUGUUGGAAGCUUGUCAGCAAUUAAUUUUAUUAUAAAAAGUAGAUCUGUUUAUAUCACCAAAUCUAUUAAGAAAAAGGAGGACAUUAAACUAGAGGUAUUACCCCUCUUGAUAAGCAAUGGUAGGACUAUCUUUAACAACUCACUUUGAAGUGGAUUUCACAUGUAAUAAUCAAUCAUUUGGAUGCUGGUUCUUUUCAGGUCUUGGAUGGGCAUCAAAGCAGUUCCUCUGUUUUAUCAGUAAAUGGUGACUCAUGCUUUUCAUAGACUUCCAUAGUGCCCUUCGAACUGUAAAGGAAGAAGGAAGUGCUGUGAGAUUUCUCCAAAAUGUUUUCCUAAUCUUCAGCUAAGUGGAAGGUCUCUUUUCUCUGAGGCAAACUAAGACUUCUCUCUAUACAAUAAUUUGCUCUCUACAAUCUGUGAAACUUGUCUUAUCUCACUAAAGACUACAAAUUAUUCUUCAGUUUAUAUAGAAUUCUAUUUAAUAAAAAAUAUUUGAGCCAAAUUCUGUUUUCUGUGUGUGGAAAUAGAAGACAUUUGACAAAUAUGUAUCUUGAUAUGCAGUCCAUUUGGAUUGCAUGUAAAAGUCCAUAGUCUCGUGCCAAGAGAAUGCAUCAUCUUAAUUCACAUUUGCUAUAAGUGGGGUGUAGAAAAGUGCAGAAAUGCCUUAAGGGCACAAGAAUUCAUCCUGCAGAGCUUCUAAACUCUGCAGGACAGUGCUGUAUAAAAGCUGGGAAAGUAUUUCCAUUACAGCACCCUGUUUUUAACAUGGGAAGAAUGUUCUUUCAAAACAUUUUCAAGUCUCCUUCCUCUGAGGUUGUGAAACUUUUUUUUAUUAAGGCUCGGAUAAGGCACAGUGUUUUCUCAUUUGAAUGCUAGAGGGCACUAUAGGUACACAAGUGAAACUGCCAAAAAUUGGAAGUAAAAUGCUGUCAUUUCAAGCUAUUCCUGCUCAUACUAAUAUCUGCAGUUCUUGCAGAAGAUAGUGUCCGUUGCUACCAGGGAAACAGAAAUUCUAUUUUUGUGAAUGGGCACUGGUUACAUCUGCUUGUAUUUAAACACCAGUGAUCAAAUGUGGCCCCACAUAUUUAAAUCUGGAUAAGAUUGAGAAAUAUUCCCAUCUUGCAGGACACUUACCCUCUUCCUUUCUGUAAAUGAAUUUGUCUUUUUCUGAAGAGACCAUGAUGAAAACUGCAGUAAGAUAAUAGGCUAGGCAAUUGCCUCCAGUUAGUCAAGGCUUUUUGUAAACUAAUUAUUUAAUCAGCUGUAAGCCCGCCCUGGAGUAGAUACAUAUGCAGUGAGUGCAGAACUAAAAGUCACAUCCCAACCAGAAAUACGAUCUGUCUGUAUGUGCAGUUUUGUUGUAGCCCUGGUGGUCUCAGGAUAUUAAAGAAUCGAAGUGGAUGAGGUGAUAACUUUCAUUGGACCAACUUCUGUUGGUGAGAGAGACAAGCUUUUGAGUUUACACAGAGCUCUUCAUCAGCUCUGGGGAAUGUGCUCAGAACCACAGCUAAAUACAAGGUGGAACAGAUUGUUCAGCUAAGUAAUUAACACACAUUUCAAGGGAUCAUUCCAGGUGAAGUGGCCAGUUAACAUCUCUCCAGUCAUAGGGGAGAAAGGAGAAAAAGGUUGCGGGGAAGGCUGGGAAAGGAGAUUAUGGAUUGUAAUAAACCAUAAAUCGAGUGUCUUUAUUCAGUCCAUGAUUUUUGGUGGCUAGCAAAGUUAUGAAUUUAGGCUCCCUGGCUCAUCUUUUGAAGGUGUGCAGGUUUCUUUUGAGGAUGAGGACUGAGAGGUCACAUAUACAAUGAUUGCUUUGUGCAAAGUGUUUAUAUAAACCACACGGAAGGAACAAUGAGCCAGGCUACUGAUAUAAGGGAAAUCUCCAUCAACGUGGUCUCAGUUUUGUGGCAGACUGAUAUUUCUAAUUCUCUGGUUUAUUCUCUAGCUCCACUUGGUUUCAGGAACCCUACAUGCUGGGACUGGUACAAAGCAAUUUACAGGAACCAAAUUUUCAGGUAUAAAAUACCCAUUUUUUGAGUAGAUGUAGGCUUGAAUUCCACUUAGGCGUGUGUGUGUGCCCAAUGCACUGGAGCGGGAGAAUUUUGCUUAGUAGUACCUGUAAGAGGUGAUGCUCGUAUACCCUCCUUUGGCUAUAUGAGGUGGUGCUGCCUUGACCACCCCCCAUUUCGUCAACUCUGGUCCGGCUCUGGGGUGUCUGUUCAGUCCCGUACCAACGAGGGCCAUGCCAGCACUGGCUGUUUCUGUGCUAGCAGUGUAUCAGGAAGCAAUGGUACUCUGCUUUUAUGUCCUGACCCCUCCCUGGGCCCAGGAGUUUUCCAGGGCGGUGUCAUUUGUAGUGCCAUUGCCUGGAUGGACUGUUGAACCAGUGGGUCUGUCAGCACUGCACACCAGUGUUUCCCUUCCAGUCAGUGAAAGUGAUGCCGAUGCCAGGCCCAAAGGACCACCUUAGCAUCGGGAACUUCCUCAGCACCCUGCUGUUCGUGCUGCUGAUGUUACUGUGACAGCACUCACCACCUUCCAUUUUGACAUCAAGUCACGUCAGUACCACUGCUGAUUUCGAGGUCAACUGCUUCUGGCACCAGAAACAAUGGUUGUGUACUUGGUGCCGGGAGUACCAGUUCCACCAUCAGUGCCCGAUCUCUCCAUUCUAGGCUAUGGAUGAGGCAGACCAGUUGCUCAUACCCUCAGGGCUGGCUCCACCCUUUAUCCUCUGAAGCGUCGGAUUCCUUGGUGUCCAGGUUGGGAUCUUCCUCCUCCUGUUCUCCGUCACCUGACCCACAUUGAGGGCUAUUCAUGGAGCUCUGUGAGUACCAGCAUUGACAGUCGUCUAGCAUUCGGGACAGGGGUCCCUGGCCCAGUGCCUAAUGGCCACUACUAGUGAUCUCCAUGGCAUCCAGGGGACACUCCUUGGUUGUGGAAGUCCCACUCCUCAUCUUGCUCUAAGGUGAGAUCUCCGAGCAGGCCUGUGUCUGUCAAUUUGCUGCAGGCCCAGGCACUGCUGAACCUUCCCUCAUCGAGUCUUCAGAGUCUUCCUGUCCAGAUCUGUCAGUCCUGGACCAGGAUCCGGCUCUGGCACAGUUAAUAGAUUUGUCUUCAUCCCUAGACAAUUCUGCAAUGCCUGGCUCUUCCUCUCCUUCCGUACAGGAGGAUUUCAAGGCAUAUGAAGACCAUUUGCAGCAUGUGACUGCUUCCCUGAGUAUUCAAGUGGAGUUCCUGCAGGAGAAUACCUGUACAUUAUUGGAUAUCCAGCAGCAUCUGUCCUGGGAGAGUCAUACUCCCUAUUAACAAUAUGCUCCUAGAGCCUGCUAAGGUUCUGUGGAGCACGCUGGCUUCAGUACCAUCUACUGUGAAGCAGUUGGAGAAACACUACUUCGUUCUGGUGCACCCAACCCCAGAUUCCCUUACUGUAAUAAUGGUGAACAAUAGAGCCCAGCAAUGAAAAUUUAAAUCAACUUCUAAGUAUAAAGCCUCUAAACAGAUGGACCUGAUAGGUAAGAAGAUGUACACCACCUCUUCUUUUCAGAUGCAGAUUGUAAAUAACCAGGCAUUGCUAUCCAAAUACAACUUUGUGAACUGGACAGCAGUGUCUAACUUUGCAGACCAGCUGUCCAAAGCCUUGAGGGAGGAAUAUCAGAUGGUUAUUGCCAAUGGCUGCUUGGUGGCUAACGUCAUUGCAGUCUACGCUGGACAUCGUGUAUACUUUGGCCAGAAUGAUGGCCUCAGCAAUGACCAAGAGAAGGGCAUUCUGGCUGCAGAAUUUGAGUAUUGCUCCUGAUGUGCAGCAAAAUAGAUAGUAUUUGCCCUUUGAUGUCUGAAUGCUUUUUUGGACAAGAUAGAUAGGACUCUGCAUUCCUCCAGGGGUUCUAGGGCUACCCUGUAGCCCUUAGAUGUGUCCAUGCCAGGAGUGCAGAGAUGCCACUAUAGUGGUCAUCAGCAGCAUUAUGGUAUUUGGGCAGCCUUUCCCUCCCUCAAGACAAUGGGACUAUCCCAGAAAGGUGCAUAGGUCCAAGCUGAAGAGGCAUUUGGGUACAGGGUUUGGCCAGUUGACAUGCUUUCCCCACCGGCACUUCCCAAGUGCCCAUUUUGACUCCCUGAUCCAGAGCAGUGGUCUAGUCGUGGCUCCUUUUUUCCCCAUCCCCUCUGUUUGGGACAGGCUGGCUUGCUUGCUUUCACUGUGCUUUGGUCUCAGUCUCCACGGACAGCUAGGUCCUAAACACCAUCAGAUUGGGCUAUGCCAUCCAGUUCCUUUCCUUCCCUCGCUGUCCCUCUUCAGGGACCCCUCUCAUGAGAUACUUCUCUUCAAGCAGGUCUGCUCUCUACUGGCUUUGGGAGCAGUGGAGGAGAUUCUCCUGGAACCCCAGGGUCACAGCUAUUCCUGGUAUUUUCUGGUGUCCAAAUCCAAGGGAAGUAUAAGACCAACUUUUGACCUUCACGGCCUCAACAAAUAUAUCAGAUACAUGAGAUUCUGACUGUCCUCCCAACAUUGCCUCAGAAUGGCUGUUUUGCUGUUCUGGGCCUUAAGGACACCUGUUUUCAUCCAGCCCUUACCAACUAGGUCUGUUGUCACCAAUGCCUCCUUGAUGGGCUGGAGAGCACAUCUGGGGUUGCUGAAAGUUCAGGGUCAUGGUCAGAACAGGAGGCCUCACUGCAUAUCAACAUGCUGGAGCUUCAGGGCAUUCACAAUGCCUGUCACAUUUCUCUGGACCAUAUUGGGCUCAGUGGUUCACAUACUUACCGUCAAUAUCACCGUGAUGUAUUAUGAACAGGCAAAGGAGAGCAUACUACAGGGUGCUCUGCCAAGAGGCAAUCAGGUUGUGACAGUUCUACAUUGAGGAAAGUAUCACUCUGGUAACUGAUCACUUGCUUGGGGUACAGAAUCAUCUUAUGGACCAUCUCAGCAGGAACUUUCUCCUGUGUCAUAAAUGGUCCCUGAAGCCAAGUGUCCUCUGGGUCAUCUUGGGGCAUUCCGACAAUUGACUUGUUUGCUCCAAGGAACAGCAAGAAAUGUCAUCCGUUCUGCUCUCAAGGGGGGCCUCAGUCUGGGUUUCCUGUCUGUCACUUUCCACCUUAGCUGGCAGUUGGCUGUCCUGUAUGCUUUCCCCCCAAACCCUAUCAUCCCACAGGUUGUUGGUCAAGCUGAAGGUGGAUCGGGUCGAGCUCAUUGUCAUUGCCCUGGCAUGGUUGAGGCAGUGCUGGUGAUGUCUAGCCUUUUAUCUGGACAGGAUUAAACUGUUGCAUGCUUUGCCUUGCCUUUUUUUUUGUCAUAUGCAGAUCGCAUGAAGGCACAAGUGGUCUCUUCUCAGAUCUCUAAAAUGGAUAACAUUCUGUAUCAAGACUGUAUAUGAAAUCACUUUGGCUACACCUGAUCAGGUGCGAGCUCAUUCUAUGAGAAUGCAAGCACUGUCAAUAGCGUUCUUCAGUGGCGUCUCAAUAUUGAACAUUUGCAGGGCUGCUACGUGGCCGUCCAUCCAUACAUUACGAACCACUAUGCCAUUACUAUAUCUGCCAGAGCGGAUGCAAAUUUUGGUAGGAUGGUGCUGCAAUCCUUGGUUAGUUAGACUCUAAGCCCUGCUUCCUGGGGUGGGUACUGCUUGUGCGUCACCUAUGUGGAAUACAUGGUUGCAUCUACUCGAAAAAGAAGAAACCACAGUUACUUACUAUUACUAUGAUUCUUCUUCGAGUAGUGUCCCUAUGGGUGCUCCACUCUAGGUGCAUUUGCAUCCUGUGCUCCUCAGAUUGGAGAUUUUAGAUAGCACUGUCCAUUUGGCCCAUGCAUGUGCUCUACCCAUCUCGUGCCCUUCACCAGGGCUAUAUAACGCUGCAUGGAUGAACUACUGUUAGUUCUUUCUCAACUGCCCCAGCCUGAGACAGAGCUUGAGCAGCGUCCAAGUUGAGAUUAUAUCAGCUGUAUUUUUUUCUCUUGUUCGUGAUAGGGUUAGUUCCUAGAGUUUCCAUUAGUUGGUGGUAGUAAUCCUUUUGUUUCUUUCUUUAGUUUAUGAACAAAAGUACGGCAAAAUCUAAAUAUUUUUCUUAUUAGGAUAGUAGCUGUUGCCCAUCCAUCUAUUUUUUUUUUUAAUUUAUUCCCUUCAGGGGAAUUGAAAGCAGAUUUAAAGGUUGUCUUUCAUGCCAAGAGGCUAUCCCGGUCAGUGAGGGACAUUCCCACUGUAUAGUCUCUUGGGGAAUCACAUGUCCCUCAGAAGUCUAAUUUCUGCCUUAAAUGAAAGUCGAGAGCCAGAAAGAACCAAGAACUGAAACCGCUUCUACUUAAGAUGGAGAGUUUGCUCUGACCAACUUCUGACCCAGAGACCUCCCUCGCGCACAACGGCCCCUGGCUAGGUCGACCAUGUCAACUUCCUUGACAAAACACUUCUCUAGAGGUUCAAAGAUCAAAUCAAUGGAAUCCUCUCAAAAACACUCUAGGAAGCGGGCUUCAAAUCCCUUGGGUAGAGAAUUUUCACGGAGACAAUCUCAGGCCAGAUCUACCACUUCAGCAUCCACUGCUCUCGGACUCAGUACCCACGAGGCUGAAGGCUUCUCAAGUACCUCUACCACCAGUAAGCCUGAGGAUUCUGCAUUCAGGCUCUGGAAGCUCAGUUACCAUCAGUUGAACAGAGGUGGUAGAGAGAGAACUACAGUUACACUAAGUAACCAUUUCUUAACUCUCGUGACGCUUCUGCGAAUGUUGCACUAUGCAGUAACAUGACAUAAAUUCAUUCAGAUGUUGCUGUUCUAUGUAACCUGGUUCUCCACUGAUCUCUACCUUUUGGAGUUCCAAAUAUGUACCGUGCAACAUGGACUCAGAACCUUUGAAAACAUGACUAGAUCUGCAGCACAGAGAAUCUCUUUAAAGGAGUCAUGACUGAUCUCACCUUUCAGUUCCUGUUUUCUUACCUUUUGCUGUUAGACUUGAAAUUGUUGGUGUAUUACCAGGAUGAUAUUUCUCUUGAUCCAAAUAAAUCAGGUGUGUGGAGCUUGGUGUACACAUUCAUUGAGCAUUAACAGUUUUUUAACAUGGCCUCUAUGUUUCUCCAUAUGCCCCCCAGGCUUCACUCAGCUUCAGCAAACUUCUAUAAAAGCAGUGUCCUUUCUGGCAGCCAACAGCAAAAAAUGAAUGUAUAAUACACCACCAGUGGAACUGCACCAGUGAUAGCAGGGAUAGAAGCUGUAAUAUAAAAAGGACUAAGGAUUUUUUUUUCCCACAGUUUAACUUUGCUCAGAGAUUCCUUAAGGGACUAGUUAAUGUCUUUAAACUAGUCAGACUAUUGUGCUCAGUAUUCCAGUUUAUAUUGUAAGGCACUUUCAGUACGUUUUAUGUUUUUUUUUCCUUUCUUUUACAGCAUCCAGCACAGUGUUUGGGUGUCUCAGUAGUAUAUUACUACUAAUAAAAUUUGUGCUGCAAAAAGUGAUCUCAACUUGGGUAGCAAAGAGAGUAACGAGUGGAAUGUAACUUGAUAGAAAAUAGGGGUAUGAGUAGACCGAUCAAAAGGGAGGCCAUGUAUGGAAAAAGCUAUGGCCCACUUUUCUCUCUCUUCUGUGAGAUGGCAACUUCCAUGAUGCAAGGCAAAAGCUAUUCAACCAUGUAAAAUUUGAAACUUCAACAGAUUUCUUAGCUAUUUUUGUUUCUGAACUUCUCUGAUAUCCUGUGUUCAUGUACACUCAUGCAUCCUUUGCUUUAAUGUUUAAUGUAUAAUCUCUGUCCUCUUGAGAAUAUAAUAGAUAAAAAUGAUGUAGCUCUUUGAAGGCAGAAUAAGGAGCUUCCCUGGUAAUUCUUAUUUCUGCUUACAAAGCAUUUCUGUUCACUACACUGAUAUGUUCUUGAGUUUUUGAGUUUUUGACUUUGCCCUAGUUGCUCCCAAAGACCCACCACAGAUAACAAAAUUCAUCAUGUGCAAUGCAGCUGGAAUUCUCAGAGGUCAAUUCAUCAGUUUCCCACACUUCUUUUUUUUUCAUUUUUGUCAUUUUAUGGUCUUGCCAUUUUAACACGUAUGUCUGCGAUUCCUUAUGGUAGUGUUUGUGUUCCUACUUAAGAGCCUCUUUCAUGCAACGUAAAUAACUUCCUGUAUAAUCUCCCAUGAACAAAGGUUAGACUCUCAAUGGUUCAGUAAUUGCAGUCUUGAGGAUCUUGGGAAUAAAUUGCGCAUGCACAUACAAUCGAGGAGAAUGUUGGGUCAUACUUUAAAUCUUGCAGCCUUAAUUUUUGCCAGAUCAGGAUAAAAUCAAGGUAACACAGUGCCCAAAUUCUGUGCUCAACUGCAAUAAGACUGUCUACUGGCCUGAUAACUUACUGUAUGGAUCUGAUGCCCAGGGCCAUGGGUUCUCAACCUGGAGGCCAUGAGAAUAGGUCUAUAGGGGUCAUGACCAUCUCUCUCCCCCCAUCCCCCAUGGCUAAAUGGACAGAAGCCUUUUUCCUCUUUUGAUGUAGGAUUGCAAUAUGAAAAAAGUUGAGAAUCACUGACCAAAGCAAUAUUAUGUCAUACUUUUACUGUGAUCUUAAAAAACACAAUUGAGAUUCUUGUUGGCAGCGUCAGUAAACAGGCCAAGGAUUCAAUUAAUAUGGGUUCCGAGCCUAGUCUUUAGACCUACUGGUAGUCUUUCAAAAUUAGUAAGGUAUAUUUAUAUGGAGUGGAGGAGGAGGCUAGUACUGCUGUCUCCAGAGAGAUUGAUUCCUCUCGUUUCUGAAAAACUAAAAUUUGCAUUAAAAUGCUAAAUAAAUUCUUGCUGAGUCUUUCUGCUGUAAAGAAACCUGCAUACAGGGCUAUGAACUACUGAACUUUGGCUGCUUUUCAUCUCAUAAAAUUUCACUUUUGUCAAUUGAUAAAGC
Messenger RNA from Chelonia mydas (Green sea turtle), 17563 nucleotides. It is a transcript of the gene RBM26, whose product is annotated as RNA binding motif protein 26. Bases 308 to 3346 code for a protein of 1012 amino acids. Gene Ontology annotation, molecular function: metal ion binding; RNA binding. NCBI's taxonomy places the organism in Eukaryota, Metazoa, Chordata, Testudines, Cheloniidae. Gene Ontology annotation, biological process: mRNA processing. Gene Ontology annotation, cellular component: nucleus. The transcript is spliced from 22 exons. The record is from RefSeq and is a predicted model, not a curated record.